AUGCGCGACUCGAGUCUGCUGCUCAAGUGCGAAGCGUUUCUUCUUCACCCGACCGUGCGGACGCUGUCGCUCGCUCAGCGCGUCGAUUUUCUCGAGAAGAAGGGCCUGACGCCAGCAGAGAUCGCGCAAUGUCUGACGAGUCUCACGCAGCGCGACGGCCUUUCGCAAGUCGUGCGACGCCCGAUCACCGAAUCCAUAGCUCGUGCUUUUGGCGGUCGUUCGUCCAUUGGAACGGCGACUUCGCCUCGCCAGCUGCUCCAGUUCGUCCUUCAGAAGUACGGCAUCGUGGCACUGCUUGUGGCGUGCUUGGGAGUCAGUUACGCGCACUGGAAAGGCAAAAACGGUGAACAGCUGAUAUUGCAGCACGAGGCAGAAACGACCCAACGGCAGCAGCGCCAGCACACGCGAGUCGCGGCGCUACUGGCUGUGGUGAACGAUCAGCAGAUGCAGUACAAACAGGCCGCUAAGCUCCUCGAGACUCGCGCGACGAGGUGUAUUGACGCAGCACAAGCAGCACAAAAAGCUCAAGGGAUACAAGUAGCAGAAGCAGCAGGGGUCGAUGCUGCUGCGACGUCGCUGACAGCAUUAUCCGCAACGCAAAGCACGCGACGAUCGGAGCUUCGAGCGCUGAAAAUGGAAAUGCUGGAGCUGAGAAGUGCCAUCGUGAACUCGUGUUUGCAGUCUCCGGUUGCUGCAAAGGUUGUCGACGACAAGGAGCUGCUACGGCCGGCGGAUGUCGCGGCGACGAACCGAUUAAAAGAAAAGGAUGUACAGGAGAAGACAGUCAUUACAAAGCGACUCACGAGUUGUGAUUCUGCUAUAGGCGCUCGUUAUAUGAAAGCAGAGGAAGCACGUCCGAUGAUGCCUGAAUGGGUUGGAAGCAACGACAUACAGCGAAGCAGAACCAAGGAUCAAACGGCUAUGAAUUCUGGAGAGAUUACUGAAUUGUUCGAGCUAGGCCAGACUCAAGAGCAGCUAUCGGCAGCAGGAAGCUACCGUCUUUUGUUCACCACAUAA
Messenger RNA from Hyaloperonospora brassicae, 1017 nucleotides. NCBI's taxonomy places the organism in Eukaryota, Oomycota, Peronosporomycetes, Peronosporales, Peronosporaceae. The record is from the annotation of a GenBank genome assembly.